This is a messenger RNA of Topomyia yanbarensis, 4146 nucleotides long. RefSeq lists its product as uncharacterized. NCBI's taxonomy places the organism in Eukaryota, Metazoa, Arthropoda, Insecta, Diptera, Culicidae. Gene Ontology annotation, molecular function: nucleic acid binding; aspartic-type endopeptidase activity. Gene Ontology annotation, biological process: DNA integration; proteolysis. The transcript has 2 exons. The record is from RefSeq and is a predicted model, not a curated record. Bases 1 to 4146 code for a protein of 1381 amino acids.
AUGGAGAAUGGUCAAAUUCCACAUGAUAAUGACCGGGAGCAGGUCCCACCAGCAGCAGAUCCGCUAAUCGUGCAGUUCAUGCACCUGAUGCAGCAACAGCAGCUUCAGCACCAGCAGCUAAUGGCACAGUUUCUCCAGCGGCAGCAGCAAAACGACGAGCAGCAGCAAGCAUUUUUCCGGAGUGCAGUUUCAUCUAUCCACGUACAAGUACCACCCAACCCAGAGCAAAUUCUUGACUCUUUGGCAGGCAACGUGAAGGAAUUUCGCUACGACGCUGACAAUAGCGUCACGUUUGCGGCUUGGUACAGCAGGUAUGAAGAUUUGUUCGAGAAAGAUGCCGCUCGUUUGGACGACGAAGCGAAAGUCAGGUUACUGCUGCGAAAGCUGGGCGCAGUUGAACAUGAAAGGUAUGUUUCCUUUAUUCUACCGAAACUUCCGAAAGAACACACCUUUGCCCAAUCAGUAGCGAAGCUGAAAAAUUUAUUUGGGUCGAAAGAGUCGGUAAUAAGCAGGCGGUAUAGAACGUUGCAAAUCGCCAAGCACCCGACUGAAGACCAUAUUGCUUUCGCUUGCCGUGUUAAUAAAGCCUGCGUUGAGUUUGAGCUGGGAAAGCUAUCGGAAGAGCAGUUUAAAUGCUUGACAUACGUUUGCGGAUUGAAAGCAGAAAGCGAUGCAGAAACCCGUACACGGCUGCUUUCCAGGAUUGAGGAAAACAAUGGCGUCACGUUGGAGCAGCUAGCGGAAGAAUGCCAGCGUCUUCUUAACCUCAAACAUGACAAUGCUAUGAUCGAGUCAGCCACAUGUUUCGGUCAAGUGAAUGUCAUUAAGCAGCGAUCUUCUGAUAAACGGUUCAACAAACGGGAUCAGCCAUCUUCGAAGCCUGCUGCAAACGACACGAGGAAAAAACCUGAUACACCGUGUUGGUUUUGCGGUGCAUUUCACUACGUACGGGACUGUACCUUCAAAAACCACAAAUGCUCUGAAUGUAAGCAGUUUGGACAUCGUGAAGGCUACUGCAACAGUUCAAAAAAGUCACAACGUUCAUCGAAAAAGGGUAAUCAUUCGGUGGCAAGCAAAAUGGUCGUCGUUAAUGUGUGCAACGUGCAGAAGCGAAGGAGAUUCGUUUCCGUUACGCUUGAUGGAACACAGGUUCGUCUUCAGUUGGAUACGGCUUCCGAUAUUACCGUCAUCAGCCAGCAGAUCUGGAAGAAAAUUGGCAGCCCAAGGUUGUCACCAGCAACAGUAAAAGCCAAGGCAGCAUCUGGAAACAUUUUGCCACUUGAUGGUGAAUUUAACUGUGACAUCACUAUCGGCGAAAACACACGCACGCAGAUAAUUCGUGUCACCGAGAAACCACUACACCCGCUUGGAUCUGAUUUAGUCGAUAGUUUUCAUUUGUGGUCCAUACCAAUGGAUACUUUUUGCUGCCAAGUUACUAGUACCCCGUCCACCAGUGGAACUCUCAAAGCUACUUACCCAAAAGUGUUCAGCGAAAAGCUCGGGUUGUGCAACCGGACCAAAGUUAAAUUUGAGGUAAAAGAACAGUGCAAGCCUGUUUUUUGUGCCAAGCGUCCGGUGGCGAAUGCAAUGUACAGCGCAGUCGACCAGGAAUUGGACAGUGCCGAUCGUCAGAUUGAUCUUUCGGACGCUUUUCUACAGGUGGAAAUCGACGAACAGUACCGUCAUUUGCUGACAAUUAACACACACCGUGGUCUUUACCACUACAACCGCCUUCCACCUGGUGUAAAGGUAGCACCUGGUGCUUUUCAGCAGCUCAUCGAUACCAUGCUAGCCGGCCUUAAGGGCACUUCUGGUUAUCUCGAUGACGUCAUCGUUGGCGGUGAAACACAAGAGGAGCACGACCGUAAUUUGGAAGCAGUUCUUCAGCGGAUUCAGGAUUUUGGUUUUACCAUCAGAGCCGAAAAGUGCAGCUUCAGUAAGCAACAGAUACGCUAUUUGGGCCAUCUAUUCGACCGACGUGGAUUGCAACCUGAUCCAGUAAAAGUUGAGGCAAUAACCAAGCUACCUCCUCCCACUGACAUUUCAGGUGUUCGCUCUUUCCUUGGGGCGAUCAAUUAUUACGGCAAGUUUGUGCCCAACAUGCGACAGUUGCGCUAUCCGAUCGACAACUUGCUGAAGGCGGAGACAAAGUUCGUCUGGAAUUCGGAGUGCCAGCAAGCGUUCGAGCGAUUCAAGCAGAUUCUCUCCUCGGGACUUCUGCUGACACACUACGAUCCGAAGCAGGAGAUUAUAGUAUCGGCUGACGCAUCAUCCGUUGGCCUCGGAGCAACCAUCAGUCACAAAUUCCCCGAUGGGUCCAUCAAGGUUGUUCAGCAUGCUUCCAGAGCGCUCACGAAAGCGGAACAAAACUACAGCCAGCCCGAUCGCGAAGGUUUAGCAAUCAUCUUUGCAGUCACCAAGAAAUUCCGCCUACAAACCGACCACGCUCCUCUGCUUCGAAUUUUUGGUUCUAAGAAGGGUAUACCGAUGUAUACGGCAAACCGGUUACAACGUUUCGCCCUCAAUCUGCUAUUGUACGAUUUUAACAUUGAAUACGUGCCAACCGACAAAUUUGGCAACGCUGACGUAUUGUCUCGUCUAAUCAACCAACACGUUAAGCCAGAGGAGGAUUACGUCAUUGCGAGCAUUAUCCUCGAAGAAGAUGUAAGGUCAGUAGCCGCAGAUACCGUUAAUAUGUUACCUCUCAGUUUCAGAGUCGUAGCACAGAGUACCCAAGCUGAUCCACUGCUUCGCAAAGUCUUCCGGUACAUACAAGACGGUUGGCCUUCAUCAAAAACCGUCGAUCCGGAGCUUAAGCGGUUUCACUCCAGGCAGGAGUCACUUACUGUGGUUGAUGGGUGUAUUCUGUUUGCUGAACGACUCGUCAUUCCAUCGCAGUAUCGAAAACGAUGCUUGGACCAGCUUCAUCGUGGACAUCCGGGCAUGCAGCGGAUGAAAGCAAUCGCCAGAAGCUACGUCUACUGGCCCUCCAUAGAUGAUGAUAUAAUUGGUUAUGUAAAGGCGUGUCAGCAUUGCGCAUCCGUUUCCAGGUCCCCUCCUUGCGCUGCUCCUGUACCGUGGCCGAAAACAUCCGGCCCAUGGCAGCGUGUUCACGUAGAUUUUGCCGGUCCCAUCGAAGGCGAAUAUUACCUCAUUGCAGUGGAUUCGUACUCCAAGUGGCCAGAGAUUGUGCAAACCAGAAGAAUCACCUCUACAGCUACAAUCAGCAUCCUGUGUGGCCUUUUUGCUCGACUUGGUAUACCAGUGACUCUAGUGUCCGACAACGGUACCCAAUUUACGAGCGUGGAAUUUGCUGAGUUUUGCGCAAUCAACGGUAUCGAGCACAUCACGACACCCCCCUUUCAUCCACAAUCCAACGGCCAAGCUGAGCGUUUUGUAGACACUUUCAAAAGGGCCGUCAAGAAAAUCCGAGAGGGUAGAGGAUCAAUUACUGAUGCGUUGGAUACCUUCUUGCUCGCUUAUAGAAGCACACCUAACCGUUCGGCUCCUGAAGGCAAAUCUCCAUCUGAACUUUUGUUUGGUCGCAAGAUCCGAACCUGUCUCGAACUACUUCGGCCGCCCCCUGCGACUGAACCGAAGCCAGUCGAGAAGCAGCACAGCCAGUUGAGAUUUUUCAGUCGGAAUGAUCCAGUAUUUGCCAAAGUAUAUGCAAGAAACAGUUGGAAAUGGUCUCCAGGUGUGAUCGUCGAAAGAAUUGGUGACGUGAUGUACAACAUCUGGGUGGAGGACCGCCGAAUGCUACGUUCGCAUAUUAAUCAACUCCGUAGUCGAACUGUAACCGGAUCAACCACCAACACAGUAGGACAGCAAACCAGAUAUGCUCAGUUACCUUUGGAUAUUCUGUUGGACGUGUGGAAGCUGCCGAACUUACCAACUGAUACAACAUCACAGUCAUCAUCGACGCUGCAGCCAACCACCUCACAAUGUGCAUCGUCGACACCUCGUUGUGAUCAGCCGCCUGAAUCGGUGGUUAGUCCAUCACUUUCUCCACUGUCUUCGUCAUCACAUGCAACAUCUUCCGAAUUUGAGUCAGCAGUUGAAGCAGAUCCGGUGGCAGCACUACCACGCCGAUCUUCGAGAGUUCGAAGAGCGCCGCAGUGGUUUGACCCGUUCCACCUUUAUUAA